Lucilia cuprina (Australian sheep blowfly) is the source of this 4861-nucleotide messenger RNA. It is a transcript of the gene Ge-1, whose product is annotated as enhancer of mRNA-decapping protein 4 homolog. Lineage: Eukaryota; Metazoa; Arthropoda; Insecta; Diptera; Calliphoridae. The record is from RefSeq and is a predicted model, not a curated record. Gene Ontology annotation, cellular component: P-body. The transcript is spliced from 14 exons. Gene Ontology annotation, biological process: deadenylation-independent decapping of nuclear-transcribed mRNA. The coding region runs from base 351 to 4565 and encodes 1404 amino acids. Gene Ontology annotation, molecular function: protein binding.
UUUUUUGUGCGAAAAAGCAGAAAAAACUGCAAAAGUGUAAAAUAAGUAAAAUAGUUUUGUAUGUCUGUUAAUAAAAAAAUAUAAUUUUUGCGAAAUAUUAUUUCCAAAUAUAUUGUUAGGAUAUGCAAAAGAUAAACUUUUGCAAAUUUAUUGUGAAGAGCAACAACAAAAGCGUAAAAAAAUAUUUUCACUUGCACAUAAUAGAAACAAUUGCAAAAAAAGAAAAGAUCUACAUCAUUUUCGUUGUUUAGUACAUAUAUUUUUAUUUGUAAUGCAAAAGAUUCAACUUAAAAGCGUUUUAGAUAAUAAAAAUUAAAAGUUUAAUAGUAUAUUAUAAACGUGUAUUGUAAAUGUUAGUUGCGCUUCUAACUGUAGACGCUGUUUUAAAGAAAUCAUUAUUGAGGAGUUUUCAAAGGCGUGGCAAUUCUCUCGAAAUUUCACAGGCUUCCAUUGCUGAUCCAUCAACAAUCUUAACUACAAACCUACACCCGCAGCUGUGCCCCUUUAAAAAACCAAAAGUGAAAGUUUCUUUUCGCCUUUUCAAUAAACAAACCAUGAGUACAAUUGGUCAACAAAUCCCAACUGCUGGAGUCGUUCCAUUGUCAUCAAAUACUAUGGCAGAAAAUACUGAUAAUAUUAUAAAUAAUAAUACUAAAAUAAUAUCUUUUAAGUCUGGCGAUAAACAAUGUUGUCAGGAAAUUAAAAGUAAACAUGUUAAAAUAAUAGCUAAUCCUGGCACACAUGAUCAUGGCUCAUCAAAGGUUAAGUUGAAGAACAUUGUUGACUACAUAUGGGAAGUGAAAAACUAUCCAGGACAUUUGAUUGCUGUUCAUAUUGAUGAGAAGUAUAUUGCAUAUGCCAUAAAUGUAAACAACAAAGUAUCGCGCAUGGAAGGCAUGGUUCGUGUUGUCAAUACGGCUAAAGGCUUGCGUGCUUUAAUUAAGGGAAUGUCUGGCGAAGUACUAGAUUUACAAUUUGCUCACAUUGAAAAAGAGCAUAUAUUGGCAUCGAUUGAUGCAAAUUCACUGUAUGUGCAUCGAAUCGUAUUGCAGGAGGGGACAUUAGUGUGCAAUUUAAUUCUAAAGAUUGAGGAUCCAUUGACAAAUUAUUCUCCAAAAUAUGAUAAAAUAUCAUGGUGUCCAUUUAUUGAACUGCCAGGAGAAGAUGACGAAGAUAGUCAACUGAUUGUUUGGGCACGUGGAUCAUUGUUUCAGUGUUUCAAUGUUAAUAUAGUCGUUGCUGAUCAGGGGAUGGGUAAAUGUCAAGCAAGUGAUAUAAAAUCGGGUUAUUUGAGGCAUUAUGACGAGACGAAAACAAUUACUUGGGUGGCGUUAUCACCGGAUGGCUCCACAUUGGGUGUAGGCAGUACUGAUGGUGUUAUACGCUUCUAUCAAGUGUAUAUCCAUGACAAGGAUCCUCGUUGUCUCCACGAAUGGAAACCGUAUAAUGAUAAACCAGUAUCAUCAUUUUUCUUCCUUGACAACUUAACUAAAAACAAUUCAGAUACCUACUGGAAAUUUGCAAUAACCGGGGCUGAUAAUAAUACGGAGUUUAAAGUUUGGGAUUGUGGCACAUGGAAUUGUUUGCAAACAAUAAAUUUUAGUUGUAGCAUUGAAAAGCCAUUGCGUUUCAUAGCGGAAUUGGAUAGAACUUCGUCGUAUUUAGUUGUGUCCAGCUUAGAGACACGCACUUGUUAUGUGAUGCAAAUCAUAAACACGAGCAGCUGCUAUCCGGCAAUCAAAGAAGAAACGUCUGAUAGUGAGGAAGUAGUCAAUAAAGAUAACAGCGGUAGUAGCGUUGCUUCCGGCAGUACAUCCCAGAUGACAACGCCCGCUGUCGUUUAUAUCAAAAGUAUUUCCGAAUUUCCUCUUAGUUCUGGCAUACUCUCCUUCUCCAUAGUCGAUGCUGCUGUAAGACGGUAUAAGUGUUCAAACGAUAAUUACAUGUGUGAAGAAUUAGAUGACUACGAUGAAGAAACUUCGUCUAUUUAUUGUGUUGUUGUCCACAUGUACAUUGUCCAGGCGAAAAGCAUGCAAGAGUGUCAUAUAUUGUAUCAACCAAGUGUGCCGGAGAAUUCUGAUGUAAAGAGUACCAUGUCAAGCAGCGAUACUAGUGCCGUAAGCAGAAAUAAUAUAAGCAAUAAAGUUCUGGAAUCAAACGCAAGUGAAAAUAACGAACGAACUGACGAUGAUGACGAUGUAGAGGUUAUACGUAACGAAAGCGAGGUAGAAGAGCUCACGCGUAAUAUUCCUCUAAUUAAGGAUGAGUUUUCAGGAAACAAACAAAAUGCUUUAGAACUUUUGUUAGAUAUUGCCUCCUCCUCCAACGUAUCUUCCACAGCUAAUAUUGCUUCAAGUUCUGCUGGGUCGACUGUGGUUGCAGUUGCUGCUGCUGCCGCUGCGGCACCAAGUGUUAUUGCUACGGAAAAUAAAGCCGACUCACGUAAUCCUUCUCCUAAAGUAUCAACCUCAAAUAAGAAUUAUCCCCAAUUAAAUCUCAUGACGCCGGAUGCGUUCACUUCCACAUCAUCGUCCAACAAUGAGCGUAAAACCCCUGAAAAUGUCAGUAGUGAGGUUCUUAAUACUAUUUUGAUGUUGGCUGGUGUAGCUGGUCAAAAUGCAGCGCCUGUUAAACCCGAAAAUAUAAACCUAUUGAAUUUGGUCAACAAUAAAAUCAUUGAAGACAAAGAGCAACAAAAAAUGCAACUAAAACACCAUAAUCUAGAAUCGCAAAAGAACUUUAUGGCUAUUGACAGAAAUCCUGGUAGAAAUAUUGGUGAAAAUUUGGCUAGUGGUGGCUCAAGUCCAAGUCGUGAAGUGCAAGAGAUAAUGUCUUUACAGGAGUAUGAUAAGAGUUCCUAUAGUGGAGAUGAGUUGCUAGAGGAAAACAAUGAAAAUGCCACCGAAACAGAUGCCACAGGAACAGAAGAUAUUAAUGUAACAGCAUCAGAUCCAACAAACACUAAAUUAGCACAAACAAAUGCAGCCACCACAAAUUGGCCCAAAGUACCCGAUGUUCCCAAAGUAUCGAAUAAUAAACACUCUGCUGAGUUACAAAAUGCAGCUAAUCUAAUUUCUCAAGCUGUUAAUGCCUCCUCCAUGUCAAACCUUAGCAAUAGUCAUUUGGCACCAACUCUAGGCAACACGAGUAAUAAUAGCAGCAACAACAAUAAUAACAACAAUAUUGUUGCAAAUAAUAUGAACAAUGUUGCUAACGAUUUGAGUGACAUAAAUGGAAAAAUUAGUGAACUAAUUGAUUUGGUUAAAAUGCAAUCGAUACAAAUUAAUAGUCUACAAAAUGAAGUGUCCGAGCUGAAAAAGGCAAAUGGAAACUUUAAACCCAAAAAUAUGUCUGAAUUUGGCUAUAAACUGGAAAUGCAGUUAUCUAAACUAAUGGAGAAAUAUUUGAUCCGUUACGAAACUGAACAUAACCGCAAAUUGUCCACAUUUUUAGCUGGAAAAGAUGUUCAGAAUCGUGAAUUGCGUGACAGUAUAAUGCAAAUUAUGAAUCAAUACGUGCUGACUCAAUUUGGCGAAAUGGUGUCCAAAGUAAUGACUCUGGAAAUACAACGGCAAUUGGGCCCUAUGUUGGCAGCCAAACUCGAUAAUAUGCAGCAGCAAAUACAAUUGAAUGUGGCACAAAAACUCUCAGCAUUCGAUUUAAUGAUUAAGGAGAAUAUUGCACAAGCCUGCAAGAGCAAAACAAUUAUCGAUACUUUUGGCAAGUCAGUGUUGGUUGGAGUACAGGGUAGUUUGCAGGCUGCUUUCGUGGAAUCCAUGUCCAGCACAUUAAUUCCCGCCUAUGAAAAAUCCUCCCAAAACAUGUUCAAACAAUUACAUGAAGCAUUUUCCGUGGGUAUAAAGGAAUUUAUGGAACAAUUUGAUAAUUAUUUACAACAACUGCAGCCAAUGCAUGAUUCUACGGAGGAAAUUCUUAAUAAAUUUUCUGGUUUUCGACAACAUUUGGAUUCUAUUUUAACUAAACAUCGCAACGGCGUACAAGAUGUUAUGCUGGAAACACGUAAAGAUAUCAAGGGAUUGGAACUUCUACUUUCGCGACAAAUUCAAGAAACCAUACGAUCGGAGGUGCGAAAAUCUUUUGAAAAUCAAGUGGCAGCCAUACGAUCACAAGCGAAUACACCCGCUCCCAUGUACGGAGCCAAAGAUACCAUUAGACAUCUUUUAUUGCAGGGACAAAUAAAUAAAGCAUUCCAUCAAGCCCUGCUAGCCAAUGACUUAAGUUUGGUGGAAUUCACACUAAAGAGUGCCGACCAUAAUGCCGUCUUUACACCUGACUGCUGUUUGGAACAAAAGGUUUUGCUCUCUUUAAUACAGCAAAUCUCGGCCGAUAUGAGCGAUCACAAUGAACUCAAACAGAAUUAUUUGGCUGAAGCGCUAUUGGCCAUUAACCCAAUGGAUCCUAUUACAAGAGAACAUGCACCAAAAGUUUUGCAAGAACUUUUCCGCAAUUGCCAAAUGUUUCUUAUUAACUACCCCAAGAGUUCACAAUGCAGCAAUGUACGCAUGCUUAUGAAAGCUGUGCAAGCCUACAAAGAUCAAUUCUAAUACGCGGCCUUUUCCUUUCUUCACUCAAAUGCAUACAGAUUUAAUUGAAAAAAAAAAAAAAAAAUCAAAAAACGCCAAGCAUUUUUAGUUCUACAUAUUAUGAUUUUAAAGAAUUGAAUUCUUGCUAAAUUCUACAUCUAUAUGAUUUGUGUUUUCCUUUCUUUUCUGUUUCCACUUUUUAAAGAUAAGAAUUAUCGUGACAAUUUUUGAUUAAUUUGUGUAUUUAUCUCUAUCUCCCUUCGUAAUAUUUUAAUCCAAUGACAACAUUUAAAAUAAAUUUGACCAUAAGAAUUGUA